CAGAGAAUUCAACAAUGUCCUUCAUCAUCAGACGUCAAUUGUCCACUUUGAUUCCACCAAAGAUCGCCUCUGCUAAGGCCAUCGGUUCCAACCCAGCUGCUAAGAGACUGGCUUCUGUUGUUGAGUUCUACAAGACUUUGCCACAAGGUCCAGCCCCAGCCGUCAAGCCAACCGGUUUGAUUGGUCGUUACAAAGCUAAGUUCUUUGACGGUGACAACGCUACCGGUAAGCCAUUGGUUCACUUGGCUGCUUUCGUCUUGGUCUUUGGUUACUCCUUGGAGUACUACUUCCACUUGCGUCACCACAAGGACGGCGAGCACCAC
This is a messenger RNA of Williopsis jadinii, 323 nucleotides long. It is a transcript of the gene ATP17, whose product is annotated as F1F0 ATP synthase subunit f. NCBI's taxonomy places the organism in Eukaryota, Fungi, Ascomycota, Saccharomycetes, Phaffomycetales, Wickerhamomycetaceae. Gene Ontology annotation, biological process: proton motive force-driven ATP synthesis. The record is from RefSeq and is a predicted model, not a curated record.